CGUUCUAUAAAACAACGUAAAUUAUCACCAAAAUUAAUAACAAAAAAUGAAAUAAUAUCAUCACCAAUAAUUAAUGAUGAUUAUUCAUUAACAACAACAACAGGUAUAUGUUAUCCUCAUGAUGAUAUUUAUUAUAAUUCUCAUAAUCAUAAUCAUAAUCAUCAUCAUUCUCAAAUAAAUUAUCCAAAUUUUUCACUUUAUACAUCUUCAACAAAUUAUUCAAAUCCAUCAUGUUUUUCAACAUAUUCAAAUUUAGAUGAUGAUCAUAAUAAAUCUUCAUCAUCUUAUCCUUCAUUACCAAUAUAUAAUUCAAUGUACUAUGAUCAACAUUCAUCAAAUGAUUAUAAUUUAUUAUCAUCUAAAAUGAUUUCUUCAAAACAAUCGUUACCACCACCACCACCACCACAACAACAACAACAAAUGAUAUUAAAUAAAAAGAAACAAUUUUUACCUAUAACAUCACCAUCAACACAACAACAACAACAACAGAAUAUAAAACGUGGUUCUUCAUGUGAAACAUUAACAUUAUGUGAUGUAAAUAAUAAACGAAUUCAUCUUGAUAAUGAAUCUCAUCAUCAUUUAUCUCAUAUUGAUUAUGAAACAAAUUUAACGUCUGAUAAAAUUGAUUUAUAUCCAUCGACGAAUAAUUGUUAUGUAUCAACAAAUUAUCCAACAGAACAUCCUUAUCAUCAUACGUCGGUGAUUGUCGAUAGUCAACAGUAUUUUCUCAAUGGAUGGAAUGGAGCUGCUGCUUUCUAA
Messenger RNA from Rotaria sp. Silwood1, 759 nucleotides. NCBI's taxonomy places the organism in Eukaryota, Metazoa, Rotifera, Eurotatoria, Philodinida, Philodinidae. The record is from the annotation of a GenBank genome assembly.